UAUGCUGUUUUCGAUUAUUUUUAAUUGAAGCGAGUAUGAAAGUUUACUAUCCGGUGGCACUCUUCUAUUGGUAGUGAGCAACUAAACCAACCAUCCACGUAACCCAAACCUUUCAAUUUCUCUAUCCUCAAUAGAUAAGAAAAAAAUCUAAACAUUAUUUUUUUGAACUUUCAAUGGACAACAAAACAUAACAAACAUAUCCAAAAAAACAACAAUGGCCACCAUUUUCUCAUCACCACCACCCAUUUUCUCCUCCUCCUCCACCGCCACCACCACCACCACAACCACCACCAUAUCAAAACCACUCAUCUCUUUCAAACACCAACACCCAUUGCUAUCCACCACCUUAACAGCAGCCACAGCAGCAGCCAUAGCCACCAUUCUCACAACAUCCCCACCCUCCAUAGCAGCAGAAUCAUCACCUUCACCUCCCUACAAUCUCUACUACGGAACCGCCGCAAGCGCCUCAAACUACGGCGGAUACGGCGGCAACUCAAACAAGAAAGACUCAGCCGAAUACAUCUACGACGUUCCAGAAGGCUGGAAGGAGCGCUUGAUCUCGAAAGUCGAAAAGGGAACAAAUGGAACAGACAGUGAAUUCUAUAACCCAAAGAAGAAAACAGAGAAAGAGUAUUUAACUUACCUUUCUGGGUUUCGUCAGUUAGCACCAAAAGAUGCUGUUUUGAACAACUUGGCUCUUUCUGAUGUGAAUUUGCAGGAUAUUAUUGGUACUGCUGAUAAUGUGAGUUCUGAGGAAGUGAGAGAUGAAAAGGGUCAAGUUUAUUAUGUUUAUGAGAUUGAUGGUGUUGGUUAUCAUAGUUUGAUUUCUGUUACUUGUGCUAAUAACAAGCUUUAUGCUCAUUUUGUUAAUGCGCCUACUCCUGAGUGGAAUAGGGAUAAGGAUGUUCUUACUCAUGUUCAUAAGUCUUUUAAGACUGUUGGGUAAUUGUUAUGUUUUUGAUGUAUAGAUAUCAUGGUUGUUCAAUAAUGAAUAAUAUUCUAUCAUAUGAUGAUGAGGAUGAUGUUUUGUGACUAA
This is a messenger RNA of Lathyrus oleraceus (garden pea), 1036 nucleotides long. RefSeq names its product thylakoid lumenal 19 kDa protein, chloroplastic. Gene Ontology annotation, biological process: photosynthesis. The coding region runs from base 215 to 946 and encodes 243 amino acids. Gene Ontology annotation, molecular function: calcium ion binding. Gene Ontology annotation, cellular component: extrinsic component of membrane; photosystem II; photosystem II oxygen evolving complex. The transcript has a single exon. The record is from RefSeq and is a predicted model, not a curated record. NCBI's taxonomy places the organism in Eukaryota, Viridiplantae, Streptophyta, Magnoliopsida, Fabales, Fabaceae.